Penicillium subrubescens is the source of this 1053-nucleotide messenger RNA. RefSeq lists its product as uncharacterized. The record is from RefSeq and is a predicted model, not a curated record. The transcript has 2 exons. Lineage: Eukaryota; Fungi; Ascomycota; Eurotiomycetes; Eurotiales; Aspergillaceae. Bases 1 to 1053 code for a protein of 350 amino acids. Gene Ontology annotation, cellular component: cytoplasm.
AUGUCCGACUCAACCCUUUAUCUCUACACCUCCCUAACGGCGGGGUCCUCGCACAUUGUCACCGCGACCGCCCGGAUUGAAACGAUCCUCAAGGCGAACAAACUGCCCUUCCGUGCUAUUGACGUUGCCACGGAUGAAGUUGCCCGUAAGCUCUGGGGUCGCCGGUCCAAGGGCAAGAAGUUGCCCGGUCUGGUGAAGUAUGGGAAUAUCGUCGGGGACCUUGAAGAAAUCGAAGAGUGGAAUGAAUUCGGCGAACUGCGCAUGAUCGUCAACAGCGUCCAAGAUCUGGACGGUAUGCCAGCUACCAGCAAUUCUCUUCCCGUAGUCGAAUCCCCCGCGCCAGCACCCACCACCCCCAAACCCUCCACGAUCAAAAUCCAAAGCCCACCCGCGAUCAAACCAGAGGACAAAAAGGAUGAAUCAGCCGUCCUUGCCCUCCGCCAGGCAAGCUCCGAAGCCGCCAACAAAGCCAUUAGCAAAGCGGACGAGAAAAAAGACGUCACCAAGAAAGACGCCGAAACCAAAGCCGAAGAACAAGCUCCAACACCUGACCCUCCCUCCUCCACCUCUCCCACCAUAAAAGCCCACCGCGGCUCCGUCGCCCCCGAACUCCCCGACAUCACCCCCGACUCCUCCAACGCCCCCAAGCGACCCCCCUUGAUCCCCGAAGUAGCGGCCGUGUCAUCGGCGAAUUUCCGCGUCGAGAAUGCGGAGGAAUUGGGUCUUGUGGAACAUCAUCGCGGGUCGAUUAUUUCUGGCGGCGAUAAUGCGGAUAGGGAUAGUGUUGUGACGGAGAUUCGGCAGAGUAUUUCGGGGGCGGAGGGGCCGGGGGGUUCGUUGGAUGCGUUGAGGAAGGAGGCGGCGGAGAGACCGAGGGAUGAGAGUAUUGUUGAGGAGGUUGCUGGUGUGGAGGAGAAUGAGGAUGUGAGGGAUGAAGUUAAGGAGGACGCGGAGGAGGAGAAGAAAGAUGUCCCCUCCGAGUCCAAGGAGAAGUCUACUACUACGGCGCAAGAUACCAAGGUUGCGGUGGAGACCAGCGCUUCGAAGGAGUAG